AAGUGGGAAAGUUAGAAACGCCUGCACUCCGUUCCUGAGACUGCUCUUGCGUGCGCCCCGUGUGAUCUGAAAGAGGCUGUAACCACAUGGCAACAUGGAUUUAAACUUAAUGGAGAUAUUGAAAGAUAAGUGUCAGUCCACGGUAUUGGAUGACUGCGGACUCAACGCGUCUCUGGCGGACGACGCUGACGCGCGAAACGCGACGCGUGGAGAUGGUUUGACGCAUGACGGCAUGUCCCCGUUGAUAAUGGUAAUCACGGCGGUUUAUUCAAUGGUGUUCGUCGUGGGUCUCGUGGGGAACUGUCUCGUCAUGUAUGUCAUUAUCAGGUACACCAAGAUGAAGACAGCCACUAACAUCUACAUCUUUAACCUGGCAUUAGCCGAUGCGUUGGUCACCACCACCAUGCCCUUUCAGAGCGCUGACUACCUGCUCAACUCGUGGCCCUUCGGUGAAGUCGUGUGUAAGGUCUUCAUCUCCAUCGACUACUACAACAUGUUCACCAGCAUCUUCACUCUCACCAUGAUGAGCGUCGAUCGCUACGUGGCCGUGUGUCAUCCGAUUAAAGCGCUGGAUUUCCGCACGCCGCUCAACGCCAAGGGCAUCAACGUGGGAAUAUGGAUGCUGUCGUCAGCUGCGGGGAUUCCGGCCAUGGUGCUGGGAGGGACGCAGACUAACAAUGGCACCACUGAAUGCACGCUGCAGUUCCCCGAUCCGUAUGAAUACUGGGACACCGUGAUGAAGAUCUGCGUCUUCGGCUUUGGCUUCGUGGCGCCCGUCCUCAUCAUCAGCGUCUGCUACUCGCUCAUGCUCCUGCGCCUUCGCAGCGUCCGCCUGCUCUCCGGCUCUCGAGAGAAAGACCGCAACCUGCGCCGCAUCACUCGGCUCGUCCUGGUGGUGGUGGCAGCUUUCAUUAUUUGCUGGACGCCCAUUCACAUCUUCAUCCUGCUCAGAGCGCUGGUGGUCGUUCCCGAGACCACGGCUGUCAUGGCUGCCUACUUUCUGUGUGUGGCGCUGGGUUACACCAACAGCAGCCUCAAUCCCGUCCUUUACGCCUUCCUGGACGAGAACUUCAAGAGAUGUUUCAAAGACUUCUGUCUGCCGGCAAGGGGACGAGCCAGAGGUAUGGGGGUGAGCGGAGGAAGGGUUAUGGCAUCCAGGGAAGCCCCCGAGCUUGUGGAGACCCCACCCAGGACAGCAAAGCCGGCAUGACUAGCCGUGGAACUGUCCACCAUAACGCAG
Triplophysa dalaica is the source of this 1240-nucleotide messenger RNA. Its product is annotated as delta-type opioid receptor-like. Bases 95 to 1210 code for a protein of 371 amino acids. Gene Ontology annotation, molecular function: neuropeptide binding; dynorphin receptor activity. NCBI's taxonomy places the organism in Eukaryota, Metazoa, Chordata, Actinopteri, Cypriniformes, Nemacheilidae. Gene Ontology annotation, cellular component: membrane; neuron projection. The record is from RefSeq and is a predicted model, not a curated record. The transcript has 4 exons. Gene Ontology annotation, biological process: G protein-coupled opioid receptor signaling pathway; sensory perception of pain; neuropeptide signaling pathway.